Messenger RNA from Cercocebus atys (sooty mangabey), 2146 nucleotides. RefSeq names its product proteasome (prosome, macropain) inhibitor subunit 1 (PI31) (gene PSMF1). NCBI's taxonomy places the organism in Eukaryota, Metazoa, Chordata, Mammalia, Primates, Cercopithecidae. Gene Ontology annotation, molecular function: proteasome binding; endopeptidase inhibitor activity. The transcript has 7 exons. Gene Ontology annotation, biological process: proteasome-mediated ubiquitin-dependent protein catabolic process. The record is from RefSeq and is a predicted model, not a curated record. The coding region runs from base 289 to 1080 and encodes 263 amino acids.
UUCCGGCUUUGAGGGGCCACACCCCGCGCGGUCCCUGGCGGAACCUUUUAGUUCUGCGCUCGCGUUGCCAGCCCGGCGCGCCUCACGCAGUUGCGCCCGCUCCUGGGGCUACUUCCGGCGGCCCCGCCCCGCCCCGCCCCCGGGCGUCUCCAUCUUGGUCUCAGGUGUAGACUCUGCCAGAGCUAGCGCAGGAGUCAAGCGGAGUUAUAGCUAACCCGGCCGCGGAGCUGGCUCACUGCACUACCCCCUCCCCCUUCUCUCCUCCAGACGCCGAAGUCGGUGGCGCUCAUGGCGGGCCUGGAGGUACUGUUCGCAUCGGCAGCGCCAGCCAUCACCUGCACGCAGGACGCGCUCGUCUGCUUCUUGCAUUGGGAAAUGGUGACACACGGCUACUACGGCUUGGGUGUCGGUGACCAGCCGGGUCCCAAUGAUAAGAAGUCAGAACUGCUGCCAGCUGGGUGGAACAACAAUAAGGACCUGUAUGUCCUCCGAUAUGAGUAUAAGGAUGGGUCCAGAAAGCUCCUUGUGAAAGCCAUCACCGUGGAGAGCAGCAUGAUCCUCAAUGUGCUGGAAUAUGGCUCACAGCAAGUGGCAGACUUGACCCUGAACUUGGAUGAUUAUAUCGAUGCAGAACACCUGGGUGACUUCCACAGGACCUACAAGAACAGUGAGGAGCUUCGGUCUCGUAUUGUGUCUGGAAUCAUCACACCUAUCCAUGAGCAGUGGGAGAAGGCUAGUGUAAGCAGUCCCCACCGGGAGUUCCCCCCUGCUACUGCUAGAGAGGUGGACCCACUCCGAAUUCCUCCACACCAUCCACACACCAGCCGGCAGCCUCCCUGGUGUGAUCCCCUGGGCCCAUUUGCUGUCGGGGGAGAAGACUUAGACCCUUUUGGGCAUCGGAGAGGUGGCAUGAUUGUGGAUCCCCUGAGAUCUGGCUUCCCAAGAGCACUUAUUGACCCUUCCUCAGGCCUCCCGAACCGGCUUCCUCCAGGCGCUGUGCCCCCAGGAGCUCGCUUUGACCCCUUCGGACCCAUUGGGACCAGCCCACCUGGCCCGAGGCCUGACAGACGCGGGCAGUGAUGAGCCCUGUUCUGGAGUGGAAAGAGCACGAUAGAGCACCAGGCUAAGAGGCACGAGAUCAAGGCGGUAGUCACUUCCGCUCUGCAGCUAGCAUUUCAACCAUAUGUGGGUCCUUUCAUUUCUCAGCUCCUUGGAUUCCUUCCCCUAAAUUAGGACCUAUUGUUUACCCGUAGGUAAACAAGCUACUGUAGCUCUUCUGAGAUAUCUGCUGGGCUAUUUUCUGUAGCCUCAGAUUGCUUAUCUUCUUAGCCUGAGAACAGGUAGAUGAAAACUAAAUCGAUGCCUAGGCCCAGGGUCAGUCUCAGAUGGAAGCUGGGCCUGGGUGGGGAGGCUGUCCUGCGCAACAACCUGGGUACUUCUGUCAGUCCCCAUGGCAAGCAGUGAUUUAGUAAAAGACCCCAGAGACAGGGAAGCCAACCACCUUGAAACCUUUAGAACAUCUCUGCUUUGAAGAAAGACCCAGAGAUCAGGCAGAGGUGCAGAUUCAAUCAUUACUCAUAACCUUUGAGAGCUGGCAAAUGGGAGGAAUGUUAGUUUUUGUUUUGGAAUUGGACCAUACUUGCAACCAAAAGGACUUAGAGCAGUUUGCUCAUAAAAACAUCCUUUAUUAUAAAAGGAAGUAUUUAAAGGAUGAUAAAGACCAUCAGACAGAAGCAGGGAAGGUAGAUAACUUUUAGGAUCUUGAUGUGAGGAAAAGAUAAAAUUUAAACAGUAAAUUUGCCACUUAGAUUUUCUGGUAGCAAAGGUCGAAAAGAUAGUCAUAUACAAAAUUCUGUUUUCUGAAAACAGAAAAUUGUGAUUCAUCUGCAGAAUCAGCCAUUUUCUGUGAGUUUCCUUGCAUCAAGGACACUGAGAAAACAGUCAUUUUCUUUGGUGUUCUAUGGGAGGAAGUGAAUAGAGCCUUUAGGAACUUCCUGGUCAGGCUGAUGGUGCUUAUUUUGGUCUGGGCCACUUCCCUCCUUCCAGUCAUGAGUAAUCAUCAAGCAGGAGGUUGGAACGUUUCAGGUGUAUAUUUUGUAGAACCCAAAAGAUUGGAGCCUUAACAAUAAACAUCAGCACUAAGUGA